UGUCAAGUGACCUCCCUUACUAACUUCCGCUUUUGUGAAAGUUAAAAUUUCAAGUCACUUUCUGUUCAACGUUUGAUAGCCAAAUGAAAUAUAUGGAGACAUCCAGCAGUGAAUGAUAAUUUCACUAUUUAACUUAUGAUGACUUUGGCACACUAGAAUCUGUAUUAUAAUACAUUAAUUUUCCCCUUCAGAAUGGCAAAACGUAACUACAGUGGUUCAUUUAGAGGAAGACCUCAGGGUAAUAGAUUCCAGUAUGGAGGACCAUAUCCACAGCAAGAAGUAAUGAAUGCUAGACAUUGCUUUUCUAUGCAGUUCCAUAACCAUACUGGUCGGGCCAUGAGAAGUCUCAAAAUGAAAAUGAGCGCAAGUAUCAAUUUCUUUCACAGAGAACAAAUAGAGUCGGUAAUUACAGAAUCAUUUAGUGCUUUCCAGGAAGACUCAGAUCAUGCAGAGGAAAGCAGAUCAAUAGAAGAAUGUGAAUCUGUUCAAAUGAACGAGAGGAAGAUAGAUAUACACACAUUAGAGAAAGGAGACCUAGGUAAAGAGUCAGAAAAUAUGGCAGUGCAUGUGUCAAACAUAAACAAUACAAUCCCUAACCUUAUAAAAUCACCUAGCAGUACAAACUUAAAUUCUACCAGUGAACCACCAGUUAAGAGACAGAGAUUAUCAAUUGAAAGUGUAACAUCAAACUCCAAUGAUAAUCAACCUUUGUCUAAUGUUGACCCAAAUGCCAAUAUACAAAAUGGUUCAGUAACCAUCAACGAAUCAAUUAGUUUUGUAGAGAAUAUAUCCAGCAGCUCUCAGAAUAACAACAUAGUCAAUGGUAACUUUGGUGAUAGCAUUGUUAUAUCAACUGAUGAUGAAGAAGAGGAAGAGGGAGAGUUGUCUAUCGAAGAGGAUGUUGACUUAUGUUUGAUGUGCGACCUCUGUUUACAUGUCAUCAGAGGUUGUGACAAAGAUAGUGAACAACAGAUGAAAAAUCAUUUCCUUGAUGCACAACAUAAUGCUGCCAGUCUUGUAGAAGCCAAAAUAGAAGGUGAUAAACUAAUUCCUAGGUAUGUUGAAGACAGACAUUGCAUGUCUAACAAUUCUAUAGAUACAAAUAUUUUACCACUGUGUCCUGAAUGUGAUAUGGUACAUGGAAGUAUAUGGACUUGUGCUUUGCAUUAUCAACAGAAACAUGAUGCAAAUGAAAGUGGUGUUUAUGGAUUAGGCAAAGUUGUUAAAAGGAUGGUAGUUGAGGUGUCUCCUGUACACAUUUGCCCAACAUGCAAACAGGAAUUUCCAAGUGCUAGCAAAUUGCACAAACACUGGAAGACUAGAAGACAUUUUCCAUUCUCAGAACCGUCAAAGAAACAAAUCACAGAGUUUCUAUGCAAAGAAUGUGGGAGGAAGGAGCAGUCUUUUAUAUUCAUGAGAGGACAUAUGCUUGGUGCACAUACAAAUAAAUAUAAUGGAACAACAGCAAAGAUGCAGAUAUUAUAUAUAGAGAAAACUUCUAGGCUUUGUCUACUGCCAUCAAAGCCAAUGUCAGUAGAUAGACAACUUGCUGACAAUAAACGAUUGUUUACAAAGACUGUAAAGGGUUUGAGUAAAUCCCACAGAAGACGAUUAAAGAAGUCAGUGCUGCCAUCAAAGGCAGAUAUUAUAUCAUACAAGAAUGGGGUAGAUUAUGAUGAGCACAAAAAUAGAUAUGAAAAAUUUGUCAGUAAUCACUUACAUUAUAACAGGUAUCACUAUACUGUACAACAAUCAUGAGGGCAACAUCUAUAGACUUCUCUGUAGAUAAAACAAAUCAGUUUGGGGUUUUAUGGGUUGUAUGUAUAUCAAGUGUUUUCCUUAUAAAUGCUCUUAAAUCUUAAUGCAGAUGUGCAUUACAACUUGUAAUUGUACAUGUUGCAUUAAUUUGACUAGUGAUUUGAUUAAUCUUUGUUAAAAAGUUUAAAGAUAAGGUAUUGAAUAAGGGGCAUUCCUCCCACCCCCCAAAAAAGGUGAAAAUUAAGCCUUGUUUUAAUCCACAGUUUUUGUCUUGUCUUGCCAAAUAUCAUAGGUAUGCUUAUAUAAUCUUGCAACAGCCUACUCAUUUGCACUAAGCUUUAUAUUUCAGAGGGUAGAAGACCUGGAUACUUUAUAUCUUGUAGAUUUGUAUACAGAUGCCUUAUGUUAAGUUCUAAUAAAUGCUGCCAAACGUGUGUGUAAUCUACUUUAUGUUCUGAAGUUUCUAUCUGGCAUAUGUCUGUUGUUCUUAACCUAUUUUCAUGGUUCAUGGAUUGUUGCAAUAUGAUGACUAUAUUUGGUACAUAUAGAAUCAUAUCAAGGUUAUGUCCGUCAGACAGGUUUGACAUGACCUUGACCACAUUUGAUGGAUCAGUGAUCAAAGUUAAGUUUUUUGGGGAAGUUUAUUUCAUUAGAUACUAUAAGCAAUGGGUCAACUUUAUUUGGUGAAUGGAAUGAGUGUAAGGUGUACAUGUCUGUCUAACAGGGUUCGCCUGACCUUGACCUCAUUAGUCAACUUUGUGUCUAUUUCUCAGAUACUAUCAGCAAUAGGUGAACUUAUUUCACUAUUUGGUGUAUGGAAUGGUUAUAAGGUGUGCAUAUGUAAAAAUUAGAAGUUGUCCAUCUGGCAGAGUUCAUCUGAAUUAAAAUAGCUACUUUUUUUGGUCAGUGUGAAGUUUUUGUAUUGUAAUUUCAAGUCCUUGAAAUUUAGAUUCUAUACACAAUAGGCCAAAUAUAUUUUAGUGUAUUGGAUACAUUUUGUACUUUAAAGGUGUACAUGUCUGUUUGGGAGGGUUCAUAUAACAUUGACCUCAUUUUCAUGGAUCAUUGAUAAUGUCAUGUUUAUGUAUCUACUUGCAGUAAAACAUUUUCAUCAUGAAUUCAAUGAUGAUCAGUAAAGCAGGGAACAACUUUCAGAGUGUGCAACCUUGUUUAAGGAUUAUAUCUUAAAUAAAACAAAUAUGUUACCAUUUUCCUCAUUUUGUGCAGAUAAAGAAACUUUAAGCCUCUUUGAAGUUUCACUGAAAAAUUAGCAAGAUUAUAUGAAUGUAAAAAAACUUUUUUUCUUUCAAAAUUUAAUAUCUAAUUUCUUACAACUUUUUUUUAUAUUUUAUCAUAUGGUAUACAUAGUAUAAGGUCCAGACCGUCAUCCUAUUCAUUUACCAAUUGAAAUAAUCUAAUGUAAAAGGAAUAAAAAAAAAACAAAAAUUCUAUUUAGCAAUUUCAGGGACUCUUACAAUACCUCCUUCUUUAUUGUGAUUUAUUUUCUGAUGGGUUCAUGAACAAACAUUUUUGACCUUGGGCUUCCAGUGUAAACUCAUUUGACUAUUCUGACAAAAAUGAGAUAAGCAUCUAGGAUUUUAAAAUCUCUCAGUUUGAAAUCUGUCCCAAUCUUGUUCAAUUUCUCAACAUUUGCAGUUGCAUAAUGGUAUGGUGCUGCAGACAAAAUUGUUUUAUAUUGAAAUAUGAAUUUUAAUUUACAUGUUAAAGCAUGUGUGAAUCAAAAGGAGAGAUGGGUUACAACUUACAAGUCAUUAAGACAGCAACCCAUGAUACAAAAUCUUAACGACGUCUAAUAAACAUGUGCUUGAAGGUGUCACAUUACAUUUACCGUUCCAAUACCAACAGUUCAUGUUAAAAAAUUUAAGUUAACCCAUCUUAGGACUGCCUAUAUACAUCCAAAUAGGCUUAAUUGAUAAGGGGUGUAAAAUUUUCUAGGUCAUCCCUGAAUGUAUGAAAGUCAUUAUUAAUUGUUUUAGUUAUCUUACAUCAUAUAAACAUGAAAAUUAAGGUACCAUGAACACAAUUAUUGAGGAAUCAAUUUUAUUCAAAGUGAUUUUUGUACAGGCAAACACCUGAAAGGGUUCAACCAAAUACAUAUUUCCUGAAGGUUUGUAUUUUUGAAUUAAUUAAAAACCAAGAAGAAUGAAUUACAAAUUUUCCUCACCUACCUAAAAUUCAGUUUAUUCAGUAAAAUCUGUUCAGUGAUAUUUAUAUUUUAUAAUAAAACACACCUUAAUGUUUGUUCUGCCAUUAACAUUGUUGCAGAACUGUUGAAAGUGAACCAGCUGGCUGGAGUAACAUAUUUACAUGAUUUCACCUGAGUGAUUUGGAUUCCAACAGCUUAGAAUUUUAAAAGAAGGCAUAGACAUAAUCCAAUUGUAACUCAAAACUUUUUUUUAAAUAAGUAAAAUUUAACAAAUUCAUAACAAAAAGAUUUAUUCACAUAUACCAAAUUUUUUCUGUCACAAUGUAAAUUUAAAGAGUAAUGUCCCUUUCUCAUACAGUUUCCAGAGGUAUAUUUAUUGAGACUUUGCACAAAAUAAUAUCCCUAAAUAUGACAAUUUUACUUGCCUAUUUUGUAUUCAAACUUUUGUAAAUAAUAUAAAAUAUGAUGUAUAAAGUUUAUUGAACAUUGAACUUUAAUAAGAAAAAUAAAGUUAGUUCAGUUA
This is a messenger RNA of Mytilus californianus (California mussel), 4448 nucleotides long. RefSeq lists its product as uncharacterized. The coding region runs from base 193 to 1758 and encodes 521 amino acids. Lineage: Eukaryota; Metazoa; Mollusca; Bivalvia; Mytilida; Mytilidae. The record is from RefSeq and is a predicted model, not a curated record. The transcript is spliced from 2 exons.